AUGAAUGAACCGGGGGACGUUGUUGAGCUUACAGUAUUGAGGAAAGAAAAUCUCAACAGCUCCUUCUUGAAGUCGGCGGAUCAAUCUUUGGAUAUCUCCUUCAUGACUGAUCCAGGAGAAUUGCCGAUGAAUAAUCGUGAAACUCUCAGUGUGACACUGAAGCGUGAUUCAAUGGGAUCUCCUGGCUUUGCUAUAGCUUCGUCGCAUGGUGGGCUUUCGGAUGGUUUGUUCAUCAGCUACAUUACACCUAACGGCCCGGCAGCAUCUCAGGGAAAACUUUCGGUCGGAGAUCGAUUGGUGUCGAUAAACGGAACUCGGCUGAAAGGAGUACGUCAUGACCAAGCGGUUGCGUUACUAACUGGUAACCCGUAUGAAGAUAUUUACAUCACUGUAGUGCGGGACCUUGUUCCACGUAUAUCACCGCUUCCUCUGCCCUCAACUCCUCUAAUCACCUCGUCUCCAACCACUCAAUCGCCUCAACCGGAAAAUCCAAGUGUAAUACCGAUUACCAAGCCACCUACAACUCCGAUACCGUAUAACCCUGUGGCAGAUACCUCAUCAUGGGAUGGUACUACUGAAGAGGUUAUCCUGAUGAAAGACGGCAAGUCGCUAGGAUUGUCCAUCGUUGGUGGUUGCGAUCACUCGAGUCAUCCUUUUGGUGUCGAUCGCCCAGGAGUAUUCAUCAGCAAAAUCGCACCAAAUUCGCCUGCUGCAAGAUGCCAACGCCUUCGGAUUGGUGACAGAAUUCUUGAAGUGAACGAUAGAGAUAUCAGAAAAGCGCAACAUAUUGAGGCUGUAGAGGCACUGAAACAAAGUGGACCCCGAGUGGUAUUGUUAGUGACACAUGAACCGCAACCUCCUGGUAUGCGAAUAAUAGAAGUAACUCGCAAAGAUGGUCAAUCGUUAGGUAUCUCAAUUCAUGGCGGUGUCGGAAAGCCAGCUGCCAACCCUUCUGAUGAGCGAGACGAGGGAAUAUUUGUUGAAAAGGUGGAACCGUCGAGUGUGUGUCAUCGUGCCGGUAUGCAGGUUGGACAUAGGCUGAUCGAGGUGAACGGAGACUCGUUGCUGGGCUGUGAUCAGUCUGAAGCAGCGGCGUUACUGCGAGCCUCGAAUGAGCUCCGAAUUCUUGUUUGUGACGGAUAUAAUGUGCCGCAUGCUCCGCGGAUCGAAGAUAGAAGCUUGACGUCAACGCGAUGCUCAACGAACAACACGCUAGCUGAUGAGAACAAGCUUAUGUCGACUACAUCGCUAUCGUCAAACGUUGCUAAUACUUCUGUUCAAAAUGGUGGUGAUCAUCAUCUAGAGAUGUCGUCACGAUUCGAUGAACCACCAUUGGCAUCGUCAAGUCCUUUGCCUACGGCUCCAGUUGUCACACCUACAGCUGCUCCUGCUCCCGCCCCGAAACCUGUGCGUAUUCCGCCUGCAGUAGCACCUAAGCCAACGUUGAGGAAUUCGCAGUUACAAAAUGUUCCACCAUUGGCUGAAACGGCAAAUCCAGAAAAACUCACAUUUGCGUCGAAGGUGAAAAAUUUCGAAAGAGAAAUUGAGGUGCAGAAACUAGGAACAAAGCAGGCUUCAGCAAGCAAUCUACCAUUACCUGCGAUGAAGCCAUUACUCAGUGAUAAUGAUGCUCAAAAAUUGAAAGAAGAUGAGAGCCGAAGAAGAAUGGUGCCGUGUCGCGAAGCUAUCACACCAGAAGAAGGCGCUGACGGUUUUGAGAAAAUGCUUGAUGAUUGUGCUAUGGAACAGCAAAAGCGAAGCGAAUGGCGAGCAGCUCGCUUAAAAAGUCUUGAUCAAGAAAGAGCAGAAGCAGAUGCGAUUAUGGACCGCCUUCAAUUGAUCUCAUUACCCGUUAUUGCUGAAGAUGGAUGUGCUCCUCCAUCGGAGAGGAUACUCAAUAACGACAUUUCUGUUGAGCGAAGUGUCGUUGUGGAUGAAAAGACUGGCGAGCGGACCGUUACAAUAGUCGAAAAAAGUAUCACCAAAAAAGAAAUUGAUGUGGCAAUCGCAGGUGGUGAGAUCGAUUUUGCUGAUAAGUGA
Cooperia oncophora is the source of this 2040-nucleotide messenger RNA. The record is from the annotation of a GenBank genome assembly. NCBI's taxonomy places the organism in Eukaryota, Metazoa, Nematoda, Chromadorea, Rhabditida, Trichostrongylidae.